AUGAAUCAAGGAUACCAACUCGGAGUUGAUGUCGGUGGUACCUUCACCGACGUAUAUGUCCUUUCUCCUCACGGUCAAAGCGUCCGAGCCAAAGUUCCAACCACAAUCCCAGACCAAAGCAUUGGCAUCCAGAACGCCAUCAAGAAAGUGCGUGAAAUCCUCAAAGCCCAGUUCAACUGGAGUGGAAAGUUCCAGUUCAUCCACCACGGCACCACAACAGGCACCAAUGCUGUCCUAGAGGGCAAGGGCGCGCAUACCGCGCUCGUGGUCACAGCUGGCCACAAAGAUGUUCUGGCCCUGCGUCGCUCUCAGAUCCCAGGCGGUCUGGGUGCCUGGUUGCACUUUACUCCGCCAGAGCCUAUCGUCCCUCUGGAACGGGUAGUGCAAUGCAAAGAGCGAAUGUCAGUGCAUGGAGAGCCGGUUACAGCUGUGGAUAUUCAGGAUCUUCGGCAGAGCCUGCGAGUGUUAAGGAGACAAAAUCCCGAAGCUGUUGCCAUUUCCCUCUUGAAUUCGCACAGCAAUGACUCUCAUGAACGCGUGGUGGAAAAAGUAAUCCAUGAGGAGCUCGGCUCCAAUGUGGCCGUUAUCUGUUCUUUUGAUGUAUUGCCCGAGGUGGGCGAGUACGAACGCACGGUCACGACCUGUACGAAUGCGCUGGUCAAACCGGUGGUCCAGACAUAUCUGCGGAAUCUUGCUGAUAAGCUCGCGGUUGAAAGCGAUACUAUCCGUGUACUCAAGAGCGACGGUGGCUUAACCAGCUUAGCGCUAGCUGGAGAAUUACCCGUCACUAUUCUCAUGUCGGGUCCAGCUGGAGGCGUCACAGGAGUGGCAGACGUCGUGGCUCGAGGCACCCCAUAUAAGAACCUAAUCACUCUGGAUAUGGGUGGAACUUCGACAGACUGCGCUCUGAUUUAUAACGGUCAGCCUCGCCUGCGACGGGAAACCACCAUCGACAGUCUGACCGUUCGCUCUCCCGCCGUGGAUGUCCACACCGUCGGAGCUGGUGGAGGCUCGAUUGCGACAUAUAUGGAGCUCACAGAGACGUUGCGGGUGGGCCCUGAAAGUGCGGGCGCAUCGCCAGGACCUGCAUGCUAUGGAAAUAAUGGAGGUCAAGCAACGGUAACGGACGCAAACCUGGUUCUGGGGUAUUUACCCCAAACCUUGUUAGGAGGAGACUUUGUGUUGGAUGUUAAGGAGGCAAUUGCGGCCGUAGAGAACAUCGCGUCGCAAAUGAACCUCCCCGUCUCCCAGGUUGCAGAAGAUAUCAUCGCUCUCACGAACGAAACCAUUCACGGAGCACUCCGUCUCGUCUCUGUGGAGCAAGGGUACGACCCUCGAGAGUUUGCUCUGGUGGUUUUCGGCGGCGCUGGACCCAUGCAUGCGAACGCCGUUGGUCAACUACUGGGGGCUUGGCCGGUCAUUAUUCCCCCUUCACCGGGUAUUCUGUGCGCCCAGGGCGAUGUGACUACCAAAAUGACCCAUGAGAAAUCUGCUACUUUUAUUCGGUUGGUGUCGGAAACGACCGCGGCCGCAGUUCAAGACCAGUAUUGUGCGCUAGAGAAACAGGCCCGGGAAACCCUUGAGAGAUCCAUGAGUACAUUGUGGCCCGUUACUUGGAAGGCGCAGUAUCAGGCCGACCUCAGGUACAAGGGCCAGGCGUUGACAAUAACGGUCGACCUGGAGGCAGAUGAGCUAGCUCUCAGCACUCAGGAGUGGCAUAAUGUGCUACGAGAGAAGUUUGACCGCCAGCACCAGCAGCUUUUUACCUACUGCCUUCCAAAUUUUGAACUAGAGUUGAUACGGCUGGGAGUUAUAUUGAUCGAUGACUCACCUGUCGUUAAUAUUCCACAGAUUGGAAAAGCGUUGUCGGCUAAACCCCCACUAGCCGCAAAGAUUGGGGAACAGACCAUCAUCGUGCAAGGGCAGCAGCAAAAGGCUAUAGUGUGGGAUCGAUCAAAGAUCAGUCAGCAGGGUGUCCAGGUGACUGGGCCAUGCAUCAUUACAGAGAUGGACAGCAACACAUUGAUUCUGCCUGGUUACUAUGGAGAGAUAGAUAGCGUCGGGAAUAUUCUGAUCAACGUGUUAGACAAGUCCUCAGAUGCGACCAGUUAUACAGUCCAGUCUGCUAGUGACCUCGUCAGAACCACUCCCCUGAUCCCCACCUUGGUAUCCGCAGCCCUUGCCUCUAUCCGAGGCGAGAUGGAUAAGAUGAUGCUACGGUGCAGCAUGUCGCCAGCCAUUCGAGAGCAACAAGACGAAUUCAAUGUCAUUACGAACAGCAAAGGACAGAUGCUGGUUGGCCAGUUCGGCAGUUUCAUUACGCAGUUCCUCGAGGUGUGGAAAGGCACUAUUGAGGAAGGCGAUAUAUUUAUCACCAAUGAUACCUACCAGGUUCAGGGUGCUAUUAGCCAUCUGAAUGACGUUAUUGUUCUGUUGCCUAUCUUUUACAACCGUCGAAUCAUUGGCUGGGCUUCACAGUUCGGCCACCUAACGGACGUCGGUGGUAUGGUUCCUGGAAGCAUGUCUAUUAACGCCACCUCAGUGUUCGACGAUGGUGUUCAAAUUCCCUGCCUUAAGCUCUACAAUCGCGGAGUCAUGAACUCUGAUUUGGUGGAGCUUUUGUGUAGAAACUCUCGUCAGCCCGAUUGGUACCGCUCCGACCUUACGGCAAUCGUGGCGGCAUGUUCUAUGGCCGGCAGACGAGUCUGUGAGCUGGCUACCCGUUUUGGCUGUGAGGUUUACCUAGCUGCCUCUGAUGAGCUAUUGCACCGGAAUCGAACCGGACUGGCAAAGAUUAUCGAACGACAGUUUGACGAUAAAGAAAGCCAUUUCACGGACUUUGUUGACGAUGAUGGCCAUAACGUCGGACCUUGGGCUCUCUGUUGCUCUAUGAAAAAGGUAGACGGUCGGCUGCUGUUUGACUGGCACGGAACUUCCCCACAGAGCCGAUACAGUAUCAACUUUUAUCUCUCGGAGACUCUGUUUAAGAUGUUCAUCGGGUACUAUCUUAUUGCGGCUGCUGCGCCGGGUACCGUCAUCAAUGAUGGAUUCCACGACCUGAUCGACGUGCAUAUUCCUGAAGGCACAGUGCUUAAGCCUGUCCGGCCCGCGCCAAUCUCUUGCCGCACUCAUCUCUUGGGUCGGACGCUCGAUAUUAUCCAAGCCUUAAUCGGCCAAAAGAAUGAAGCGUACCAGGCUGCAGCCGGGUUCAGUGACUCACCUCACUUCUUUUAUUCCGGCUUUAAGCCUAACGGCGAGUGGUAUCAGCUUUAUCAAAUCGGAUUCGGGGGUGUUCCUGCCCGCCAGGCCGGUGACGGUCCUGAUUGCCACUGCCUUUUCCCCGCGAUCAAGUCCAUCCCCACAGAAAGCAUUGAGCUCAAUUACCCACUACGUAUUGAAGCUAAUGAAAGCGUCGCUGACAGUGGCGGUCCCGGAUUCUACCGUGGCGGAAACGCCCAACGCACGCAGUAUCGGUUUUUGUGCCGUGGUGAAUUCAGUCUCCACGAUGAUCGGUGGUUUACCAAACCAUGGGGUCUGAAGGGUGGAAAGCCAGGUCAGCGAUCUCGAAAGACCUUUUACCGGUACUCUCAGUCUGCAGAAAAUCCACCUAUUGAAAUUUUGCCCUCAAAAUGCGACCAUAUCAGCGUUGACGUCGGUGAUCUCCUCGAGUGGGUAACCUGGGGUGGAGGCGGGCUGGGUGAUCCGUUGACGCGACCUGCCGAGAAGGUUGCCCUCGAAGUUCAUCGCAAGCUUGUUACGAUGAAUGGAGCGCGCGACGGAUAUGGCGUUGUCGUCAACAGCGACUUUACAGUAGACUAUGCAUCAACUGAACAGCUGCGGGUCAGGAUGCAUAUGGAACGUGCCCAGUUGGGAGAACUUCCGAUUUACGAUCGCGGUGGAAGUAUUGAGGAGUUGCAGAAAACCUGCCUUGCAGAGACGGGACUUGCUCCCCCUUCGCCUCAAUGGGAAGUUGAAUUAUAUGGGCCUCAUGCAGGAAAGGAGUAUGUCAAGACAUGGUACGCCGGCAUGAAGCUUCAGAAGGGGUGGAAGAUCGACUAG
Messenger RNA from Penicillium verrucosum, 4059 nucleotides. RefSeq lists its product as uncharacterized. The coding region runs from base 1 to 4059 and encodes 1352 amino acids. The record is from RefSeq and is a predicted model, not a curated record. Gene Ontology annotation, molecular function: 5-oxoprolinase (ATP-hydrolyzing) activity. Gene Ontology annotation, cellular component: cytosol. Lineage: Eukaryota; Fungi; Ascomycota; Eurotiomycetes; Eurotiales; Aspergillaceae. The transcript has a single exon. Gene Ontology annotation, biological process: glutathione metabolic process.